Molecule: messenger RNA, 2201 nt
Organism: Glycine soja
Lineage: Eukaryota; Viridiplantae; Streptophyta; Magnoliopsida; Fabales; Fabaceae
Product: acyltransferase-like protein At3g26840, chloroplastic
Exons: 15
Coding region: 16-2166 (716 amino acids)
Cellular component (GO): membrane
Source: RefSeq, a predicted model, not a curated record
ACAAAAAAGAGGUCAAUGAGAUUGAGAAGCAGAAAUACGCAACAGAGACACAGUGCAAACACAGUCACAUCCGGAAUUAUUACCUUCUUAAUUAUCACAAACGCGCUUUUCAUAUUCGAAUCUCGCGCCAACAUGGCGGCCACCGGAGCCCGUCUCUUCUCCGCUGCACUCUUCCGCCGUUAUCCGCCGUCGCCGGACGGAAAAACGAACUCCCGCCGGACUCCGAUUGCGACUCCGCGCCUCGCCGUGUCGGUGGACCAGGUUCCGCCGGCGACGGUGGAGAAAGAGAAGCGUAGGGAAGAGAAGAAGAAGCGACGCAUGAACGGUUGGAAUGAGUAUUUGGAGCGGUCGAAGGAGUUGAUCAAACCGGACGGUGGACCGCCGCGGUGGUUUUCGCCGUUGGAGUGCGCUUCGCGAUUGGACAACUCCCCUCUUCUGCUCUUUUUGCCAGGGAUUGAUGGCGUGGGACUUGGACUUAUUUUACAUCAUCAGAAACUGGGAAGGAUUUUUGAUAUAUGGUGCUUGCAUAUUCCAGUCGCUGAUCGGACACCAUUUACAGACCUAGUGAAAAUAGUUGAGAGAACAGUUAGGUCAGAAUAUCAACGUUCACCAAACAGACCCAUAUAUCUUGUUGGAGAAUCUUUAGGAGCUUGCCUUGCACUGGCUGUUGCAGCACUUAGCUCUGAUAUUGAUCUUGUACUGAUUUUGGCGAACCCAGCUACUUCGAUCAGAAGGUCACACCUGCAACUUCUAACACCAUUAUUGGAAGCUUUGCCCGAUCCAUUCUCUCCUGCCCUGCCUAACAUUCUCAGAUCAACAACAGGUGAAUCUCUGAGGAUGGUGUUAGAUAAUGUGGUCCAAGGGCUCCCUCUACAAAAUACAGCUGGAGAGCUAGUGAAGGAUUUUACUACUUUCUCAUUAUCUUUGCAUGUUCUUGCUGACAUAUUACCAAAAGAAACACUUGUGUGGAAACUGAAGAUGCUUAAGUCAGCUUCUGCUUAUGCCCUUUCACGCCUUUAUGCUAUCAAAGCUCAGACUUUGAUACUUUGCAGUGGAAAUGAUCAGUUACUGCCUAGUCAACAGGAAGGUGAAAGACUACUGGAGUUACUGCCUAGAUCUAAAAGCCAACUUCGUAAAUUUAAUGACAGUGGCCAUUUCCUAUUCCUGGAGGACAGCAUUGACCUGGUAACUAUAGUCAAGGGCACUUCAUACUACCGCCGCGGCAAGUCUCAUGACUAUAUAUCAGAUUAUAUACCACCAACACCUGAAGAAGCCAGAAAAGUAACAGAAUCAUACAGUUUGUAUAACCUUGUCUCAACUGUAAUGCUCUCAACUUUGGAGGAUGGGACUAUUGUAAAAGGCCUUGCUGGAAUUCCUUCAGAGGGGCCUGUUUUGUUUGUUGGGGACCACAUGCUACUGGGAUUAGACAAAGUUCCCCUGUGGUGUAGAAUUUUUUCUGAAAGAAAUAUCGUUGUUAGAGGGAUAGCACAUCCCUUGUUUUUUAUGAGAACUAAAAAAGGAAAAUUGCCAGAUGUAUCUUAUUUUGACGGUCUCAGAAUCAUGGGUGCUGUGCCUGUAGCACCAACCAACCUCUACAAGCUUUUUUCUUCCAAGUCUCAUGUCCUAUUAUAUCCUGGAGGGAUACGCGAGGCUUUUCAUAGGAAGGGUGAAGAAUACAAGUUAUUCUGGCCUGAACAAUCCGAGUUUGUAAGGAUGGCAGCAAGAUUUGGAGCCAAAAUAGUACCUUUUGGUGUAGUUGGAGAAGAUGACAUUGGUCAAGUAGUUUUUGAUUAUGACGACUUGGUGAAAAUUCCUUACUUUAGGUCUGAAAUAGAAAGCCUCACAAAGGAGACUGCGCACUUGAGGAAUGAUGCUGGUGGUGAGGUGGCAAAUCAACAAGUGCAUUUGCCUUUGAUUUUGCCUAAAGUUCCUGGCCGGUUCUACUUUUAUUUUGGAAAACCAUUGGAAACGAAAGGAAGGGAACAAGAACUGAGAGACAAGCAGAAAUCUCAAGAGUUAUAUUUACAAUUGAAAUCUGAGGUUGAGAAAUGUAUUGCUUAUUUAAAGGAGAAAAGAGAAAGCGACCCCUACAGAGGUUUAGGGCCUCGCCUAUUAUACCAGGCCAGUCAUGGCUUUGAGUCUGAUGUUCCAACAUUUGAAAUUUAAAUGAAAAAUAAAUAUAUUUUUUUAUGUUAAGAAAA